CACUAUUUUACCUUUCAAAUAUAAUUGAAACAUUCAAUAGUCAAUCUAUUCUUCACAAAUGAACAUUCAUUGAAACAUUGAAUUUGUCUUGAUGUUAUUUAAUUCAAUUGAAUGAUUACAUUAAAUAGAUAUUAUGUAAUAUGAUGAUUUUAAUAUAAAAAAAAAUUAUUUAUUAUGAAAUAAUGACUUCAAAAAUGCAUAAUGAUGUUAUGAAUGGAUUAAAUCAAACAGGAAGUACAAAUAUAACAUCAUUAAUUGUUCGUGAACGUCUUAAACAUUGUGUACUUAAUAAACGUAAAAGUAAAGAACAAGGGAUUGGUAUAGUUGGCAGUACAUCAUCUAUGACUGGAAUGAUACAACCGGUAAAUACUAAAGAUAAUCCUAGUGAUAAAGAUGUCUGUCAAGAUAGUAAAACUAUAACCUCAGAAUUAGUUAAAUUGAAUCAAGUGAAAAAUGAAUCAGAUGAUUAUAUAAUAACCGAUAAAUGUAUAGAUUAUAAUCAAAAUGUGAUGAGUGAUUGUAUUAUUACUCCAUUGAUAGGUGAUAUUGAAAAUGUUCCUUCUGGAAGUCAUAAAAGUUUAUCAAAUCAAAUCACUUCAUCAUUAUCAUCAUUGAAUACUAACAAUAGUAAUAAUAAUAAUAAAGUGAAUAUUUUUAAUCAGACACAACCGUAUCAUUUCAGUCAAGAGAGUGAUCCAAAUUAUGUGAACUUUCAAAGUUUACAGACAUCGAUUAUUGGUGCGAAUGUUUGUAGUAAUCUGAUUAUACAACAUAACAGUCUACAUAAUCAUCAUCAUCAUCACCCUCAUCAUCACCAACAACAACAACAACAUAAAGUGACUGGUGAGAAUCUGAGAAAAACAGUAUCAGAGCCAAGUUUAAAAAUGCGUAGUGGUUCAGGUGGAGUACAAAAAAGUCGAUAUAAACCAGAUAGACGUUAUUUUAGUGCAAAUUCAGCUACAGCUGCAGUUGCAGCUGCUACAAUAGCUGUAUCAAAUGAUCCAUUAUCAGUUGUAAGUCUUUGGCCACAAUUAACUUCAGCAUUUCAACAUGCAAAUCUAGUACAAAAAACAAUUGGUAAGAAAUCAAUAUUACCGCCACCAUUGACACCAUCAACAACAACAACAACAACGCAACAACAACAAGAAAUCAGUGGUAAUAGUGUGCCAUCAGUUGAUACUGAUGAACACUUAUCUAAAUGUGAAACACAACCAUUGAUAUCACCUUUAUCAAAAACGUUACAAGAUGUCAUUUUAACAGAAUUUAUGAAAAAUAAUCCACUUACCACUUGUUAUACUGAUUCACAAAUAAUCGAUACUAUAAAUCCAUUAGGUGAAUCAAAUAUAAGUCAGUGUAUAUUUAAUUCAAUAACCAAUGGAUUUUGUUCAAGUUUACCAAAUUUAACAGGACAAUCUCAACGAUCUUUACAACGUAAUAAUCAUUCAAAUAUGAAUAAUACAAUUACAAUGAAUCAAUCAACAAAUAAAUCAACUCCAAUUAAUCAUAAUGUUACUGAAUCUACUUACGAUUUGACUGAAUUGAGUCAACAAGAUACAACUAUGUCAGAUGUUAAUCAUUCAACAGAUAACCAUGAUGAAUUACAUGAAGAUUUAAAUAAAAAUAAUCAUAUAUUUCCAUAUCGUAGACAUCAAUCUAUUGGAUUACUUAGUCGAACAAGAUCAGCUCCAUUAAGUUUAGCUACAGGUUAUACAACAAAUCGACAUUAUCAAUUACAUAAUCUUACCGGUGUACACAAUUCAGUAAAUCCAGCAACAUCUGUCACAUCAGCAGCAAAUAUUUUAGCUAUGGAAGCGGCAGCAUCAAAUUUUACUAAUCAAUCACAGAAUUAUUCAAUUAAUUCUAAUCAAUUAACUAUAGAUAAUAAUUUAUCUGAAAAAAAUAAAAAUGUACAGUCAACAAUAGACACUGAAUUAUCAUCAAGAAGUAAAGUUGUCUUACAGUUACGUAAAAAGAUUUUAGAGAGAUCAGAAUUUUUGACCUCAGAUCGUUCAGGUGUGAACAGUUUGGAUUCUAAUGCAUGUCUUUCUCGACCAUUGAAUCAGUCAAAUGGACGUGGAAAUCCACUACUGGAAAGAACAGCUUCAAGCCCGGUCGUUAAUAUGGCCCCAACACUGAGACCAGAAACUGUACCUGAGGCAACAUUCACUACAGUGUUAGCUUACGAUUUAGGAAUGCUUGCACAUCAUUGUACUUGUCAAACAGAUGCCAAUCACCCAGAGAAUCCACAAAGGUUAAUUUCGAUUUGGCAAAGGUUGCAACAAACUGGUCUGGCUGCUCAGUGUCACCAUCAGCCCGGUAGAAGAGCAUCACUAAUCGAAUUACAACUUGUCCAUAGAGAUGUUUAUACAGUUCUGUUUGGUAGUAAUCCAGCAAGUAGAUGUCGAAUUGACCCAACUCUUUUAGCUACAGUACGUUUGUGUAGAUUACCGUGUGGUGGUGUCGGUGUGGAUUCUGAUACUGCUUGGCACACAGCUGGUCAUACAGCUCAUGCAGCCAGAUUGGCAGCUGGAUGUGUUGUUGAUUUAGCGUGUCGUGUAAUACUUGGACAGUGUCCGAAUGGGUUCGCUUUAGUAAGACCACCAGGACAUCAUGCAGAACCAGGUCAAGCGAUGGGAUUUUGUUACUUCAAUUCUGUAGCGAUAGCAACAAAAAGAGCUCAGUUUCUUGGCUCAGCAAAACUAGGUGGCGAACAAUGCUCUGUUAUCCCUUCAUUAACAAGUACAUUCUUCGACCAGUCCGCUUUCCUUCCUUACACUAUGGAACCCACACUGAAGCCAAGAAUUUUGAUAUUGGACUGGGAUAUUCACCAUGGAAAUGGAACACAGACAGUUUUCUACACCGAUCCAACUGUACUGUACAUUUCAUUGCAUAGGCAUGAUGAAGGAGGAUUUUUCCCUGGGACUGGAUCACCUGAAGAAAUAGGUGCUGGUCCUGGUGAAGGAUAUACGAUUAAUAUUGCCUGGCCACCAGGAAUAAUUAUGUCUGAUGCAGAGUAUCUGGCGGCAUUCCGUUUGAUUGUUCUACCUGUCGCUUGUGAAUUUCAACCAAAUCUUGUCUUAGUUUCUGCAGGAUUUGAUGCAGCUCCAGGCCAUUCAGCCAAUCUUGGUGGUUAUUCUGUCAGUCCAGCUGCUUUUGGUUGGAUGACACGCUUGUUAUCAGUUGACCGAAUUGCUAAUUCAAAGGUAGUUUUGUCUCUGGAAGGAGGCUAUGAUUUAAACAGUCUCUGUGACUGUACAGAAGCUUGUGUACGAGCACUACUACAGUCUGCUGCUGAAAUAAAUGAAAAAAACUCAGUACCUAUCACGGUUCCUGAUUUACUUCCUUUGAAACAGUCAGAAUUGGAUCGUUUACCUCAUCCUGCAGCAAUACAAACAUUACUGAAAGUUGCACAUCUACAUUCUCCCUAUUGGACUUGUUUCUCUAAAGAAAUCAAUACAGAGUAUGCAUCACUACCAGCGAGUGGAUGGCUACCAGUAGUAUUUGACAAGUCAUUAGAAACAAAAAAAUUCAUGAAUUCAGUUGCAGAUCAAUGUUCAACAGUUACUACAACAAACUUUAAUCGACGUUUGUUUAAACCAUUAGGUAAACAAGUCACAUUAGAUGAAGAUUUUAAUAUUUUUCCAUGUAAUACAAGUGUAGAAAGCAAUCGAUCAUCUAAUUUUGCUAUACGACAAGCUUCUUCAAUGGAUGAAGCAACAGAAAUGACAGAGAUGAAACAGAAUUUCACUAGAAGGAGAUCAACAACUGGUAUUCCAGUCUCAAUCAACGAUACUAAACAGUUAGUGGAUACAAAUGAAACAAUAACACGAAUUGCAUUAGCACGUUUAGCUGAACUACAUGUAACACAAAAUCAUGAUUAAAGCUGAAUGAAUUUCAGAUAAUUUCAAUAGAAUAUACUACCUAUUAAGGUUGUGAUAUUGUUUGUUUUAUUUACAUAUAGUCAUGACAAUUAAACGAAAGAUGAACUUUACACAAAACAGAUUAUAAUUAUUAUCAAUAUGAGAAUAAAAAGAGAAAUUAUUUUGGAUUAAAUCAUAUUAUUAUGUAAACUUUCCAUUUCAGUAAUCAGCUGAAUGUCUGAACAUCUACACUGUCCAUGUGUAUGUAUUAUCUCUGUAAAUAACAAUAAUAAUAAUAAUGAUGGUAACAAUAAUAAUAAUAAUAAUAAUUAGUAACAAGCCAGAGAAUCCAGAUAAUCAUUCCUUGAAGACAUCUGAAGGAUAUUUAACUACCCGGUGCCUUAAAAUAUGAGAAAUUUUAUUUGAAUCAAUGCCCUACCUCUAUCUACAGUCCAUAUUCAAUGUUCAAUAUACAG
Molecule: messenger RNA, 4336 nt
Organism: Heterobilharzia americana
Lineage: Eukaryota; Metazoa; Platyhelminthes; Trematoda; Strigeidida; Schistosomatidae
Source: the annotation of a GenBank genome assembly